AUGCCUUCAAGCCCGGCUCCGAUAUCCAGGCAGGAGUCGUCACUGGACAAUGUACGCACCCCGCCCGCAGGAUCGUCUUCUCACAAGCGGAAAGGUGAAUCUUGUACCGAUGUUCUCGCGGACACUAAUCAGGACACUGCGACGUCUCCCCGCAAGCGAAGGACACCUUUACCAACGAAGCUCGCUCCCAGUGGUAGAAUCAUUCAGCUACAAGCACGCGACACAGACGAAGUGUUCAAGAUAAACACAGAUACGCUGGUCAGAACGUCCGAACUAUUCAAGCACAAGCUCUUCCGCGAGACUCAACCCUCUCUCGCUCUACUCCACCGAAAUAAGGGUGCAACUCAUAAGAAUGACGCACCCAGCAGACAACCCACCGGCACCCUGUCGCAACCCUUACAGCCAGCUACGACAGUACCAUCCACCCCAGUUGACCCACGCUACCCGGUCGUGCACUUGAACGUCGACCGUAAAGCCCUGUUCCUCUACUGUCUCUGGACCAUAGACCCACCUGACCGCCUCUCCCUCUCCCUCUCCCUCGACUCCACGAUUCCAAGUCCCAGCACGUCUUUCACUAUCUAUCUCUAUGAAGCAUUCCUCCUCGCUCUCGAGCUCAAAGACGCCACCUUCUUUGCCAACAUCGUACCUGUGAUCUUGAAGGACGGUGAUGCGGGGACACCUCAGGAAGAGGCGAUUACUUGGGUGUACGAGAAUACCGGGUCAGUGAGGAGGAGCUUGUUGAAGGAAUUCGUGGUGGAUUUUACGUUGACUUGGGCAGAUGAGGCGGUGGGAGAAUGGAGGAGGGUGGCGAGUGGGGCGCCGGCGGAGUUUGUGGUUGAUGUUAGUUGUAGGUUGCUUGAGUUAUAUACGAGUAAGAGAGCUUGGAUGAAGUCGGAUGUGGCUACCGAGUAUACGUAUGAAAAGGGCUGGCCGGUGGAGGACAUGAAAAGUGCAUUAGCGGUGAGGGAGUAG
Didymosphaeria variabile is the source of this 972-nucleotide messenger RNA. RefSeq lists its product as uncharacterized. The coding region runs from base 1 to 972 and encodes 323 amino acids. The record is from RefSeq and is a predicted model, not a curated record. The transcript is spliced from 2 exons. NCBI's taxonomy places the organism in Eukaryota, Fungi, Ascomycota, Dothideomycetes, Pleosporales, Didymosphaeriaceae.